AUGGAUUUCGCUGCGCCGCCGUCCGCCGCACUCAACACCGAGGCGGGCUGUGAGGAAGCAGACAUGUGCUUCCAGUGCCCCCCAGAGGCCUGCUCGCAGCGGCCGCGCGCAGAGUGCAGCGAGUUCCCCUUCGAAGGGAGCCCGCAGCGCUUCUGCCUCUCGCGCGUGAGGGCGUUCGACGAACCUCUGCCUCUUGGGAGGUCCGCGAGUGACGCAACUGUGCGCAUCUCACUAGACCGCAGUGUCUUGAUUGUUCUGGAGCCUAGGGAGCGGCGCCGUGGACUGCGGCGCCCGAGGAAGCCAGGCGACGCCUUCGUCACACCUGAGGACUUGGCGGCCUGCUCUCCGCCAGCCGCGAGCGGCCUCCCGCACGGCGAAGCUGGGCACGGGGGCUGUGGGGUCCUGCUAGAGCCGCAGGCGAAGGACUCUGAGGUCGAUUCCGAGUCAGAUGCUUCGCGCCGCAGAGGGCCGCCGGAGCGCCGUGAGGAGGGGAGCGCAGGCGCUGGCGGCGGCGAGGCGUCUCCCCCCACGGCCCUCUCCGCGCUGGCGCGCGCCUCGCUAGAGCACGCCGCCCCCGUCCGCUCGAUGUUAUGUUACCUCUGCAGCGUGAAGGGUCGGCCUGCCGAGGCCUCCGAUGUGGAGGCCUCGGCAGGCCCUAAAGCCGAGGCGGAGGGUUUGUCUCCUCUGUCGGACUUCUCGUGCCUGAACGAGCUCGCGUCGCGGUGUGGCGGGGCUGUCUGGGUGGGGCCGCGGCGCGUGGCGGCCUCGUCGUGCGCGCGGGAGUCCGCUGCGGCCCUGCCGUGGCCUCCGCUCUCGCGGGCCUCGUCUCUGACUUCGCACGCUGCUUCCUCUUCUUCGGUGCAGAGGGUUGCGUCGCAGCGCCCGGCGACGCACGCGGGGCUUCUUCGCAGAGGCGACGGCCGCCUCUCGGAUGUCACCUGGGACAUGCUGUGGCUCCAAGUUCCGGAGCCUCGCUUGUUGCUCCUGCGGCAACGCCAGCAGGAGGCGGCCUGCGCGCCAUCGCCUGAGGGCGAUCGUCACGCGCGUCCGCGGCGACGCGUGGUGAGCGGUCGCAGGGGCGCUCGCUCUCGCAUGGCGGGGGAAAACGUGGUUAGUGCUGCAUGCGAUCUGUUCUACGCGCCGCUGCCCAGCGCGUUCAGUGCAGGCGAGGAAGACGAAGAGGAGCGCUUUCUCAAGCUCCCCAGCGUCCCUGUGCUGGUCGCCCUCGCGGACGCCUCCGUCGACUUCUUCCUCUUCGAUCGCAUCUCCUCCGCGGAGGCCCCGCUCGUGGACUGCUGCUACGAGGACUGGUGCGCUUGGGGGCCUGCCGGCGGCGCGGCUUCUUCGGCGCAGGGCGAACUGCCGAAUGGCUACCUUGGCGGGCCCUGGGGGCAGCGACACCUUGCCGAGGCGCUCUGCGCGUGCCCGAAAAGCCGCGCUUUCUCCGACGAAACGCGGCUGCGAGAGGGAGACGCAGAGGCACACGGGCACGGGGCCUCCGCGCGCACUAAGAUGUCCCCGUGGCUCAUCGAGUGGGACAGAUGGUGGUGGCAGAAGCCCCGCGCGCCUCAAGAUCUCGCCGCCGCCGCGCUGGGCGCCGGGUUCGCAGCCACGCCGUCGUUCUCCGAAUUUAGGACGGACGACUCGGAAGAGGCUGACGAAGACAGUUUUCUCUCGUCCUCGAGUUCACGGGCGCCUUCUUCUCUGGGGUACUCUGUGGGGGAGCCUGCUCUCGGCUCGCCUCGCAGCGACUGGCGAGACGCGGCUGGUGUCCCCCCCGGGCCGCCCCACGCGCCAGGGCCUGGGGCAUGCUGGGGGAGUGAGGCAGGGCUUUUCCCGCUCUCGCACGUUGCCGACGCUGCAGCCACUGCCCACGGUUGUGGCGGCCGUGUGGCGUCGCCUGCGAGUUGGUUCAGCACGGAUGCUGAGAACUCGAUUCGCCGCUUUCGCGUGCCCCUGACGGCCUUCGUCCCGUUCGUCACAGUCAAGAAGCGGAAAGGCCGGCUGGCUGCGAAGAAAAGCACUGGGCAGGUGGAGCGACGCGCCAGAGGGGGGUCGCCUUGGCAUCAGGAGAGCGAUCGUGUGGCAGAGCACCAGCAGGAGGCCGAUUCGCUGUCUCCUCUUAGUCAGCGCAGAGCUCCCGCUCCCCCCACGGCGCGGCGUGCGUGGGGGGGCACCGAGAGCGACGCCCGCGCCCACGGCUGUUUUCGCCUCCAAUUCUGCGCCACCUCGAAACCAGAUGAAAUCGUCAUUGUCUGGAACUACUCCGUCGCCCUCUGGUGCUCGGUUUCGCAUCGCGGUCUGUUUGUGAAACGCCGUUUUUGGCUCCAACGCAGUCUGGGCUUCAGUGUGUAUGAGCGCAAUCUGUCAUCGACGUCUCAGGACUCGCCGUCGCUGCCUUCUUUCGCCUCGUCUCUCUGGAAGGCGCGCACGCACGCCUUGGCGCCAGUGCAGAUCCUCUCUCUCGCCUCACGUAAUGAUCUUCUGUUUGCUCUCACGGCUCCGCCGAGGCAGCAUCUGCUCAUCUGGUCGCUCUGCGGCGUCGCGCUCUACGCCGUGACACUGCACAGCUACUCUCCUCUCUCCGCGACGCCCGUGCCUGCUUUCGCCCCAGUUCUGAGUCCCUCUCUCUCCCCCUCAAGAGACUACACCCACGCGGCGCUGAGGAGGAGAUCAGAGUCGCCUCCUCGGAUUUUUACAGCCGACGCGCGAGACGCGGCCGCAUGCGCGGACGCGGGGGCGCUCCACGGGGUUGCGGUGUCGUCGCUGUCAGCCGCAGCGUCCACCGCCGGCUCGAUGUGGGAGGCGGGGGGGAACAGCUGGCGAGGAGAACGUGAGCGGGCGCGCGAAGAGAAAGGCGAGGCGGCAGCGGAGGAGCUUCUCGGCGAAGGCGACCGGGCGUCUCCUCGGGGACCAGAGCAGGCGCAUCGGCGUCGGCGAGGGGACGCUGUCGCGUGGCUCUCGGGGCCGUGGAGAGCCCACCAGAAGCAUUUGGCCGGGGCGCGUCGCCCUUGCGUGCGAUGUCCUGUCUUUCUUUCUCUGCAGGUCAGGGUCGACUGCGCCUACGCGGUUCUGACUGACAGCGAUCAGGGCGUCUGGUGCAUCGACCUGGACGCCUACUUUGCCUCUUCUCCGCUGGAGACCGCCAGCCAUCUUCUCGCGUCGUCGUCACCCUCUAGGGGCCUUCGCCUGUCUUCGCUGUCGGGCCUCUCGUCGCCUUCUUCGCUUUGGCAACCGAGCGGCGCUGGAGACUCGACGUCUCCGCCGGGGGGCGCGUCGGCGAGCUACCUCUGUGCGACUGCUGUGAGCGCGCUUCUGCCGCCGUCUGCAGCUUCCAAGUUCUUCCCGCCCUCGCUUUCGUCUUCCUCCUCGUCGCGCGGCUCCGCGCGACCUUCGUCACCGUCCUGCGGGCCUUUUGGAGCCCCAGGGGGGGCCGGGGGGGCCUCCGGUCCGUCGUGGGUCGCGGUGUUGGAAGACCGUCGGCGUCUGGCUGAGAGUCUCUCCUGGGCGACCCAGCUCCACCAUGUCUCUGCCUCUCUGUCGGCUUUCCCGUCAGCCUUCAAUCUCCUUCCUCUCGUCAUUUCACUCAAGCGCGCGGACGGCCCUGACGCCCCGAGCUGCCUAGGCGGCACCCUCGCGGCUUCUGGUUCAUGCGUGAGGCCUUUUGAGGACGCCAGCCGCGCCGGAGUAAGCCAAGCGCGAGGCGCCGACGAGCGGAAAUCUGCUCAGAGAGAGGCCUCGCCUGCAACGGGUGCCGGUGGUAGCCAACACGCGAUCGCGGUCAACCAGUGCAACGGCCCGACUCCGCCCUUUCUGAACGGCGCUGCGGAGGACGAAGAGCCGUCUCAGAGUCGGUUGCGGGUUGAAUGCUCGCGCCUAACUCCCUCGAGCAGCCUGCUGCGAAGCUCGCCCCGUCUGUCCUCGCCCGCGGGCAUCGACGACCCCAAUGAUCUUCUGCGUGGAGACAGCUUUAAGAGUCCGCGCGCGUCGUCGCGGCCCAGCUCUUGUCCGUCUCCGCGCCCGCAUACCGGACGGCCUCAGGGCGCGCGGUCAGUGCCCCAGCGCCCCGCCGAGCUGCCCGCGACGCCGGCGGAGGCGUUUGACGAUCUCCUCGCGGAGUGCAGUCGAGUCAAUCUCUCUGUGUUCUUCACCCGCGACCUGGGCGCCGUGCCCAUCGUCCCUCAGGCCCUCUGGAGACCCGCGGAGGCCUCAACGGGACGGCGGCACCUUCCUCUCGGCACCGGUGCGCCUGGAGGAGGCUCCCUGCGGUCGAUUGCGCAUCGAGAGACAACCCCGCCAGCCUUCCCGAUGUCGCCGCAGGAGCACAGCCGGCAGUCAUCGCUUUUUGCAGAAGAGGCUCAGUCGCACCCUGAGAGGGGAGAGGCGGCCUGGCGGACUGCUUCCGACCACGCGGAGGAGUUUGCGAAGCCUGGCGAGACAGGCCCGCGGAAGCGACAGGCUCCUGGAGCGGGCGGCGGACGGGCACUUCACUUCGCAUUCAGAAGAGAGGCCGAGCUGAGAGGCGACGCAGAGGCGCGUCGCGGAGGCUGCGGCAGAGGCGACGAUUUCCGUGCGAGGGCUGGAGCCGCGCGAGAGCAAGGUGUCUACACGCGCGACGGUCUGUGGACCGAUGGGGACGUAGCGGAAGAAAGACAAGACAGUGAGACAGACGACUUUCUUCUCUUCACAGGCGGAUCCGCAGAGCCCUGGCGCCUGGUAUCCGGACCUGACGGGACACCUCCUGCAGUCGUCGUCUUCGCGACACCCGCAGAGCUGCAGGUGGAGACGUUCCUAGCGAGGAACCAAGCUGGCCGUCUGUCAGCUCAGCAGCGGGACUCCAAGCCUCGGUCUCGCUCGCCGGCGACCGCUCAGAGUUCGCGGCUGUCCUCGAUAGGCUCUCUCCAGUUGCCUCGCUCCCUGGGAGAGACGGCGCAGACUGGGCUGACCGCCCUCACGCGCCGCGGCGGGUCCCCGUCUCCCGCGCCGCCGAGGGCGGCGCUGGCUGACCUCCUCGCGCUGUCCCUUCUUCGCGCCUCGAGGGCCGUCUGCGCGCCGCCGGUGCACGACAGGCGCGCGGCGCUCGCGCCCGAGGGGCGCUUCCGGGACGCGUCUGGGGACAGGGCCCCGCAUGCGUGUCCGGCCGGCACUGAGCCCAGCGGGGGCGUUUCUCAGGUGCUUGAGACUCCCUUCGUCUCUGCUUCGUCUUACCGCCUGGGGGCCCUAUCGGGCCGGCCGUGGCUUGAGUCCCUGAGUGGAGCGCCCCAGGGUCUCGCCGGCUCCGGGCUCGCCGCGAGUGACAGCCGCUGUGGGCUCCAGGAGGACGCUGGGCGCCCUCGUCGGCGCUGGUUUGAGCGCCCCAAGCCCGAAGAACUUCUCGAGCUGUCUUUGGGGUCCCCCCCCCCAUCGCAUGCGGCUGGGGGUGCGUCGCCUCAGCAGGUGCGCCAUCAGCGACUUCUGCUCUCUCACUUGCAGAGCGGCGGCAACGCGGUGCUGCGACUCGUCGCCCCGAGCGCCCCCGGGUCCUGGGUCUCGAAUCCCGGGGCCUUGUGGGGCGUGGGGAGCGGGGCGGUCCCUCCGCCGUUGUACGGGGCCUUCGGCGCCAGCAGCAUCUCAGGAACCUCAGGCCAGGCGACGUACAGCGCGAGCUUCUUCGGGGGGCAGCUCGCGUCGCUUGCGGGAGCAGGCGACGGCAGCCUGGUCGGCGAAGAGCGGGCAACGGAAGACGACGACAUUCGAGACCGUCUACUUUUUAGUUCGCCUGCGCAGUUCUUCGCCUCCAACGUGAAUGCCGGUGGAGGUGCGCGCCGAGGCGGGCCGCUCGGCUGGAGCAGCGACGCCUCGGUCAUGCUCCUGGAGCUCGACACCUUCAUGGAUCGCAGCAGCGGCGCCCUCAUGAAGCUGCGAAUGCGCAGAGAGGCCGAUGCUGCCUUGGCUGCUGGGGAUUCUUUGGGCGCCUUCCCAGCGCACGAGGGCCUGCCCUGGCGAGAGGCGCCCACGGGGGGCUCGCCGUUCCCCUCGGGGUCCUUCAGCCCCGCGGGCCUGCGCACGGGGGAACCCAGCGCAGCAGCCGAAGACCUCUUCGCGCUCCUGUCCGCGGCGCUGCCGCCGGGCGCUCAGGAGCAUCUUCUGCCCCUGCUGCUCGCGUCGGCGAGCGGCUCUGACGAAGAAGAUGUGCCAUGCCCCUUCAGCACCCAGCAGCGGUCGUGGUCGGCGCGUCUAUCCAGUCGCGAGGACGCCGAGAGUUGGCAUGAGGUCUCUGAAUCGCCUGCGUGUGGGUGCGCCGCAUGUCUGGGGCCUGCGAUCUUGCCUUCCUGGCUCACGGGCGCGCGCCUGCCCCUUUUCUGCUGCGGCUGUCGCCGCGCGCGCACGAAGCGGCCGAGCGACGACGCGCUGCGGGGCGGACGUACCUCAACGGGGACUGAGGCGGGCUCCAGGGGGGGGCCUGUGGGGCCCCGUGGCGGGUGGAGCCGCUCCAGGCCGCACGAGAGCGUCUCCAGCGUCAGCUCGGGGGCCUCGUGGGCCUCCGGACUUGGCGCCUCGGCCUCCAGCGUCGCGACCUCGGUCGUGCGGUCGGUCUCCGCCUGCAGUGCGAGGCGUGCGGCCUCGACGGCGGGGGUGCGCAUGGAGCCUGUCGCUGGAGCGAACGAGUCUCCAUCUACCUCGUCGCGGCUUAUCAGCUGUCGCCCACUGGUUGCCGCGGCGUGGCUGGAGCGAGGAUUCGCCGGCGGCGUCGAUCUGCUGAGAGAGCAAGAGACGCGGCGCGCACGGGCCGCGUCCUCGCGGCGACGCGAGGGAGACACGCGUGAGGCAGUCUCGUCCCUUGGUGACUCCUUCCAGCGGCACGGGCGUCACGCGGUCGCGGCCCGAGGGUGCCACUUCCAUUCUGGCCACGCCACGGGGCAGGAGGCGUCACAGGCGACCCUCCUGGAUACGGAGAGGCGCGUCGAGACGCGGGGCUCGGCGGACAUGCGUAACGCUCCCGACGACGCACUUUCGGUUUCCUUACUCGAUACGGAGAAACCGUAUGAUCCUUCCCCCGUGCUGAGUGCGCGGCCCGAGGCGUGCGCCUGGAGGCCUGCUGGGGAAAACCACGUAGAAGAUUCGAGCUCUCUAGAGAGCUGGGCAUCGACUGGCGGGAGCGAGGACUCAGGCUGCGACGCGUGGAGCGACGAACUCGACGACCGUUCUCGCUGGCCCACCCCGAAGGCUGGCUCGGGCCUGGGGCCUCCAGCCCCCGCCGGCAGGGGGUCUCCGGGGGCGCUUGCGGGGAGUGUGCCCAGCCCAGGAGGCGCGAGACCGGGAAGCGGAGGGAGCACAUGCCGGCACGCAAGGUGGUCCGACAACGACACACAGUGCGGCGUCACCCUGAUGCAAGUUCAUCUGUCUCUCCAUUUCAUUGCAGUCGAAGCGUCCUACGCGUGCGCCUGUCCGCCCGACGCGCCGGAGACGGAGGCGAGUGCAGAUAGAGCAGCGCGAGAGUGUAAGUCUGCAGCGGGGGCUCAGGGUCAGCGCCUUGAGCCCCGGCACUCUCCCCUGCAAGCGUCUCCCUGCCGCGCCGCUCGCUGGUCUGGCUCCGCUUCUUCUUCCUCGAUGGGGCCCGCGUCUCCUCACCACCUUCUUUGGCUGUUGCAUUGGCCGCAUAUCCCGGAGGAAGAAGGUGAGCUGUCUCUCGGCUUCCCUUAUGCCUCACCGCUGCGGGCGCCAGAUCAUGGGGCCGCGUGGGCAGGGUCCACAACGCCUGCGGGGCGAGACCCGCCCAGCGCCGUGCGGACGGACGCCGCGGCCUCCUCGGCGCGCCGCGCUGCGGCGGCGACGAGGAGGCUGAGUGUGAGUCGCUCGCUUCGGUGGCAGCUGUUCGCCAGCCGCGUGCUGUCGCCCUGGAAAGGCCUCUGCGUGAGCGACCAGGCGUUCUACCUCUUCUCGGCCUUGUCGCUCUUCACGCUCUCGCCCUCGCAGAGCCCGCUCUCAGUGCUUCUCAACCUCGCCAUCUUCGAAGGGGUGACCUCCGCCGCCGCGUUCGCCGCCGCGAACGGCGUCGCCCUCAAGUCGCUGUGUCACCUGCUCCUCUUUGUCGGCCUGAGGUACCGAAAGCUGGAAAAGGUCAAGUUUGCGCUCGGCUUCCUGCCCGAGCCGCAGCAAAUGGUCGCCGUCCGCAUGCUUAUCCUGUACGUUCUCCACGGGUACAGCACGGAGCGCCUCGUUGUGCCGGUUCGCCUCCCGCCUGCCUCCGACCUGUCCCUCGCCUCCUCGCUUCCUCCUUCUUCCUCCGCUGGGCUUCACGCGACGGCUCCAGAGCCCGACGCCCGAGGCGCAGACCUGGAGCCGACGGGGUCGGAGACCGGAGCGGCGCCUGCAGAGGCUGGCGAGGAGUGGGGGGCGGCCUGCGGCGCUCGUCGCGAGGUCGUGGCCUCCGCGGGAAGGGAGACCUGGAGAGACGACGCUGGCGGCAGCUGCGCCGCCCCCCUCGAGCAUGAAGCGGAUUUCUACACUGCUGUCGCCCCAGGACUGUAUGCGACAGUGGUCUAUCUGCUGGAUCUGCUUCACUCUCCCUCGCGCGAGUGCCUGCUGCCUUCUGCCUCGAGCCUCUAUCCGGCGUUAUCCGCGAACGCGCAGAGCCCUCUCCUUCCUCCCUCAGCUACGCUCGGUUGUCUCCCUACCCAGCCCCGGGCCUGGAGCACCGCGGGGCGGCCCCUACUCAACGGCAACGCUGUGAGGACAAGCUCGCCGCCCAGUCUGCAGUGCGCAGCUCUCGAGGCGCUUCCGUCCAGCGGGACGGUGCCACCGCCCCCCCCCUCGUCGUCCUGCGCUUCGUGUGCGUCGGAGUCCGCCCGCGCGAACGCCGGCUUUCUUCAGGGGGGCGGUGCCUCUGCUGCUGCCUCAGCUCCUGCCUCAGCCCCUGCUGCUGCGCGUGAUGCGGUCCGGAAGGUGCGACGCGCCUCUGUGCUCGCCGGCGUACAUCGCGGCCGCGCGCCUUUCGCGGCGAAGGACGGCUUUCCGCUUCCGGCGAUUUGCAUCCUUGCCCCGCAUGCGCCUACGGGUCAACUGCGCGAGGCGACGCACCCUCGAGACGCCAGGCUGUCUCCCUCCCCCUCGCUCGGCACUCUGUCCGACGGCGCCGACCCGCGUCUCGGACCGUGCGGGCCCGAGACUCCGGGCAUCUCGCCCGCCCUCGUGGGGCUCCAGUUUCCCUUCCUGGCGGCGGAGGCCAUCGAGCGCGCCCGCGCGGCCGCCGCGCGGUGCAUGGCGCUCGCGGCCGCGUCGCUGAAUCGCGGCGCGUCUCUCCCCUCUUCCGCGCUUUCUGCACUCGGCGGAGCUUCAGCGCCCUUCUCCCCGCGCCUAUUCAGCGACCCAGCUGUCUCGAAUGUCCUCUUGCUCUUCGGAGAUCGAAGUCUCGCGCGCCCGGAGGCGCCUUCGGGCGCAGGGUCUUCUCCUGCGGGCGCCUCCCACUGGACUACCGGGGCGUCGGCGAGUGCCUCGAGCCUCGUCUCGGCCUUCGGCGCAGGCGGGGGCGAGCGGAGUGGCGUCCCUGCGGCUCCUUCCAGCUGCGCCGCGGUGGGAGCGCCUUCCUCUGCGUCCGCGCGAGGGCGUUCCGGCGAAGCGUCCGCGGAGGGGAAGCGCCAAGAGAGGCUCCUUCUCGAGGCGGGCGCGGCGGCCGCGGCUGCGGCAGCGUCUUCGCUUCUGGCCGUCGAUCGCGCCUUCGGGUCGCGCCUGCUGGCGAUCAUUCUGCAGUUCAUCAACGCACUCAUCGGGCGCCGCGUCAUGCGCAAGAUUCAGAUCUGCGAAGACCGGACGCGUAGACGGGAGAGGGCCUCUCGGCUCGCGGCUCCCUGGCGCGUCUGUGCAUCUUCCGCCUCGUGCCCGGGCGGCGGGUCACCGCCGACUGCAGCCUCUGCAGAGCCCAUAGAGGAGGGGCUUUGCGAUCCUGGAGGCCUGGGGGAGGAAGCGGAGAUGAGCGCAGAGAAGAGAGCUCAGCAAGUGACAGAGGAGCUCUCGGAGCUGACCGCCUAUCUCCAGUUCAUUCGCGCGCUGCAGCAGGCGCUCAUUGUCUCUCUCCCGUCUGCCAGGGUCUGCCGCCUCUCCGCCGCACACUUCUCUCAGCGCCAGGCGUUCGCGGCCACGCGACGCACUUCCUCAGCGGAGUUCGUACGCGGACAGGAACGCCCCCCGCGAGCAAAGGAAACGGACUACCAGCGAAGAACGUUGAGACGAGAUGUCGAGGAGCUCGAGAGCGAGGAAGAAAGGGAGGCGACGCGUGAGGCCGCUUCCGCUCCUCUUCGGGCCCCCUCCUGCAAGCGAAAAGCUCGCAGGCUCCGCGGGGCUCGGCUUCCUGAACAGACGCGCGAGACGGAUAGCGACGACGAGACUGCGCAAGAGCCCAGUGAAGACGACGCGGCGCGUCCGCGCUCCACGCCCCCCUCGCCGCGCCCUUUCUCUUCUCCUCGCGGCGAGCAGCAGGAGCGCGAGCCACGCGGCGAACGAAUCUCCUUUUCUCUGGUGUCUCAGGCGGGCGGCGCGACCUCCGCUGCUGUCGCCGGGGGGGAAGAGGAGGCCGCGGCGGUCCAGGCCGAACAGGGGGAGGAACGAGAGAAGACGGGGAAAGGGAGGCGCGAGGAGAAGGAACAGAGGCAGGUCGCUCGCCAUCUCUCGGCAGCGCGAGCCGAGGCGACUGCUCUCGCAGCUGCCGUCACCUCCUGCAGCAUUCGAGAGAACUUGUGGCCUGCGGACGCAGACGUCGAGGCGGUGAUUCGCGACGGCUUUCUCACCGGGCGCGUGAGCUCUGCGCUCGUGUGGCUGGAGCGCCGGCGAGCCGCUGCAUGCGCAAAAAAGCGGGCAUUUCUUGAGACAGACGCGCACUCCUGCGGCUCGCUCUCUGCCGACGAGCGAAUCGCAGAGAAGUCUCGACGGGGGACUGCCGCGGCCGCGGCGCCCCGAUCGCGUUGGCUGGAGCGGCCGCAGAACGACAAGCGAGACGGUGGAGAAGAAUAUGGAGGGGGAGAGAAACAAGAGGAUAGGAGGCGGAGCGUGGAAGGCAGCGAACUCGGGGAGGAGACAGACGAGACGGCUAUGGAGACGCUGCAGAAAAUCGGGAGGCGGAUGGCUUUCCAGCUCUUUUGCAACCAGCAAAUUGAAUUCUUCUUCGUCGGCAUGCAGAUGCUCAGGCAACUCGGGGUGAACGUGCCUGCCUUCUGCAUGGCGGCGGCCUUCUCCACAACGCGGCCGCUGGUGCGUCGGCGCCUGCUGCGUCACCUGAGGCACAUGGGGCGUCUCAGCCGCGCGCAGCUGCGGCUCAUCGACUUCCUUCAGGUGUUGGAGCAAGAGUUCACGAAUCCGUGUUACACGGCCGAGUUCAAUCGGCAGGUGACGCUGUCGCUGACUUUGCAGCAGCCUGUUCACAUUCUUGACUCAGUUCCGCCGCUUUCUUCUCUUCUCUCCCUGCCUCUGAAACCUUCGAAGCGGCACGACGACGGCGCGGCCUCGGCGCCCUCGCGCUCCACCUCGCCCUCACCGAAGCGGCGCGCAGCCGCGAGAGGAGAGCAUGAGGCGCUCGCCGAGGAGUUCGUCUUCCCUCCGCUGAGCGGGAGAGUCGCGGGCGUCGCGGUGUGGCCGCCUGGCGGGUUCCCUGCGCUCUGGAUGAGCCUCGACUGCGCGGGGAUCGUCGGCGCGGAGACGAAGGCCGCUCUCCUCGCGCGCCUGGCACCCUUCUUUCUGUUUGAAGACCCCCGCGAGUGCGAGGGCAGCGAGCGGAAACUCUGCAGCAAGCGCCUGCAGGCUUUCCUUCAAGCGACGCGCCAGCGCGAAGACGGGCGAGGCCGCGAGGACUUCGAGCUCUGCGGCGACCGCGUGGUGGCGUCGCACUCCCUCUCAGACGAAGACCGCGACUACACGAUGCUCUCUCUGCAGGACGGCGCUGCCUCCUCCCCGCCAGCGCUUGGAGCCCCCGGCCGGCGCGAGCCGACCGCCGGGCGCGCCGGCUCUCCAGGCGCCUCCGCGACGCCCCAGGACAUGACGCAGACCGCGGCGCUCAUCUCGCACUACUCAAACGACGCUGUGACGGCCUGGGCGCACCUGGAGGUUGGCGACGUGGACGAUCUGUCGUGUGCGCGUAUGUUUGGAGUCCCGGCCUUUCCCCACAAUCUCUCCACGGGCGCGGGCUCCGCGGCGACCGGCGAGGGGCUCGACUCGCACACGGCGGCCGCCGCCGCGGCGCUGAACGAGGCGCUCAGCGCCGCGACGGGCCUCGACGGCGGGGAUGCCGCCCAAACCCACGAGCCGCUGAGACAGGAGACAGGGGACCAGCCGCGCGGCGCGGACGCGCCGGCGCUGAGGAGGCGCGCGAAGAAGCUCGCGGGGACUGCUGCGGCUUGGGACGGGGGGGGGAAGACGCCGCGCGUCGAGGCGGAGAAGAAGGCAGAGAAGGAGGCGAAGCUGCUGACAAGGAAGCGGCAGACUGCCAAAAGAUCCGGGGAGAGAGGCGAGCGAGGCAACGAAAGCCGACGGGAGGAAGCCAGAGAGGAAGGGGCAAAGCGCGAGAGAGAGAGAAGAGAGGACGACGAUGCAGUUAAGGAGCUGGAAGGAGACGACGGCGGCCGCGCAGGAGCGAAGGACAGGACGUUCACCGACGAAGAGAGGUGGCCCGCUGGAGAUCCUCCACGAGAGUCGGCCGCCGAGCAGAAGAGUCUCCCUCAAAAGGCCAACGACGGAAGCGCCUCUCUGUCGAGUCCGCUGGUUGCGAGCCCGGCGAGGAGAGGACAGCAUGACGGCGGAGUGAGAAGGAGGCGGCGAAAAGAUUUUGGCGGGCACCACGCAGAGGAAAGAUCCGGACAGCUCGCCGAAGAAACGCGCCUGAUGAAGAUGAGGGGCAUAUGCUGGCACUGUCGCCACGCGGACAUUCGCGACUUGGAUUUCUCUUUCUGCCGCGCUUCGGUUCGCCUGCCCUGGAGGGGACUGGGUCACCGCAGGCGAGCUUUGGAGGAAUCUCGACGAGGAGGCGAAGAGAGGAAUAAGAGGUCUUCGCGGCGGCCGCGCGCGGCUCGAUCUGCUCACGCCGAGAGCGGGCAGGACGACGGAGAACCUCGAGGGGCGGAGGGAGAGGCAGCGAGACGCAGAGCAUCGCGGAAGAGAUCGCCCACGCCAGAGGAUGCCGUGGGUCUCGAGCUGUCGAAUUCUGACUGGACUGACCGCGACGAGGACGCUGCACACGAGGCGCAGCCUGUGGAGGGCGACAGACAAUCGGGAGCGGCGGACGUCGGCGUGUCGCGUCGUCGCCUGAGAAACCCUGAGGCGGAAAAUUUGCCCUCGUAUUCUUCGUUUCUCGAGGCUCUCGAGAUGCGCCUUCCCAAGCGGUCGAUUCUCAGCGGCUACCUCUGCGUGAAGCUCGCCUGGAUGGCGCGCUGGAGCCGUGGAACGUCUCUGCGGAUUCUCCUCGAGCGCCGCUACGUCUCGCUGCUGGACGAGCUGAGGUCUGUUGAGCCCGAGGAGAGAAAGCCACGAGAGGAGCGGAGCCGAACGCGCCGCAGGAAGGCAGCGGGGGAGGGCGGAGACGGGAGAGGCGAAAACGCUGUCGAGAGAGAGAAGAAGCGAGAGAUGAAGAGCGCGCGAACAGAUCUCGGUGACGAUGAGAGAGAGAGAGAAGCGCCAGACAGGGCGCGGAAGGCGGGUUUCGCUGCGGGGAACGGCGAGCAUGGAUGGAAGGCCUCCUCAGAAGAGGGAGAAGAAGAGGAAGAAAAGACAUGCGACAGCAGAGCACGCCAAACGAGAAGGCCCAGCAAGCGAGGCAGGGAAGGAGAGAGGCGAAGAGACAAGCAAGCUGACGGGCUGAAGCGGUCGCGAGAGGGCAGGGGCAGCAGGCCCUCCUCCUUGCAAGUCAGUUCGCAUCGCCCCCAAGGUGAAGGGAAGAAGAAAACCGUGUUUUCGAUUAUUGCUUCGUCUCUCAGUCUCCACGGAAGAUCCUUCGGCCUCUGGCGGCACGCGCUGGACUACUUCAUCAGCCAUCACGACUGGCGCGGCGUGUCUCUCUGGGAGCUGGCCGUCCGAGGCGUCCUCUGCGAAAGCACCGGCGACCUCGCUGGGUUUCCUCUUCUGCUUCGGCGACUCGCCAAGGCGGGGAUCCUCUUCAACGUCGCGAGCGAGCAGGAAGCAGAGGGCGGCGAGGCGAGCGAGGGAGAGGCGAGAAGACGCCUCAAGCAAGCGAAUCGACGUGAGGACGAACAGCCUUUUCUGUCGCUGAGUCGCGCAUUCAUGCCGCUCCGCCGAGUGUCGCCCUUCCACUGCUUCCUUCUGCUGCUCUUCAUCGCCAACGAAGUCCCCGGGCUGGUCAGCGCGCACCUGCAGGUCUUCCGCCUCGGGUGCACGUAUGCAGCCGUGCGCGAGUUGAAGCGCGCCCUGCGAGAGACCUCGCGUCGUCUUCGCGCGGGCGCCGCUUCUGGCUGGCGCGCGACGUCUGUCUCUUCGAGUCUUUCGGCGCGGGCGGCAGAGGACGGCGAAGAGCCGAACGAAGCAGGGAGGGAAGGGCGUCUCGACGUCGACAGCGCGGGAGCAGGCAGCUGGGGCGCCGUUGGGGGGGGCAGCAGCGCGUACUGGCCCACGGUGUUGCUUUUAGGGCGGUUAGGAAACAGCGCGCUCUUCGCGACGGCGCUGCAUCAGGCCGCGUGGCUGCUGCUCAAGGAAGAGCGCACGCAGCAGACGAUUUCAUCCUCUCCGCUUGAGAGUGGAGAGCUUCCGCCACACGGAAGCAGCGAGAGAGGACAGUCGCCCGCAGGCGACGGCCGGGAGCCUCACGCUCGUCGCGGGGGGUGGAGAAUAGGGCAGCAAAGAGGAGGCGUCGGAGAAAGAGGAUGGAAUAGGGACGCGGAAGGCGAGCGACCAGGCCUCUCUCUGCGCCAGCUUGUCGCGUACGACAGCGAGCACGUCGGGUUUAUUUCGCUCAAUUCCCUCGCGUUCGUCGGGCGGCCGCUUCUUUUUCUCGCCUCGCUCAUGCUGCUUCCACUGGCUUCGGCUCUCGACGCAGUCCACGCAGACGCAGACAUGCCCUGGCGUCUCCAGGAGGAAACUUUGAGGGCCGCCAUUGAAGACUUUCCUGACUUGUUCGCCGCGUACUACCCCGAUGAAGCGCAGCCGCGGUUCAGCGGCGUUCCGUCGUCGGCCUCGACUUCCUCGUCUCUCUCGUACCUUUCUCCUCUGUCAUGCGCAGGGCCGCGCCUUGCGUCAGCGCGAGGCACCGAGAGCCUGGACGGAGACAACCUGGGCGACGGCAGACGCUCGCGCGGACGUCUGUCGCUGCCUCUCUUCGAGCUGGUGCUUUGCCAGCAGCACAAGCAGCGCAUGGAGGGACUGCCCCUGCGAGGGCGAGAAGGCGGAGGAGGAAACGACGGCGCCAGCUGGACGGGCGCGGCGAUCAGCUGCGCGGAAGGCCUGUCGCGGAGCGGCGGCGUCAAAGGCGACGCGGCUCUGGAGCCGGGCCGCCGCGGCAGGGACGAACUGCCCUCACCCAACAAGACGCCAGUCUUCUCUGCUGUGCGUUCGCGGAGCGGAGAGAAGCCAAGCGGCGUUCGCCCUCGCGACCCAGAAUGCGAGAGCGAAGGCGUGGAGAGUCUCGAAGGGCUGCUGCCGCCGUGCGUCGUCUCCGCGGGGUCCCAGGGAGGCGAGUUGUCUGCUCUGGCCCUGGCCACGUGGCGCGGCGAUGUCUCGCUUUUCACGCUUCUGUCAGACAUCACGGGCAUGGACGCGGCGAGGUUGCUGCGGCCGCUGCCUCUAUUUGAGCGGCUCUUCAAGAUCCAGCGCGACAGACAGAGACGCCGCCGCCUGAGGUCGUUCUGCGCCGCGCAGGCCGCCGCCUUGGGGACGAGCGAGGGGGGCGACCGGCUGCGGCGCGCCCGAGAGGAAGCCGUGAGCCGGCAAGAGGAGGCGGAAGGCGAGCGAGUGCUGCAGGCUUGGUUCAGGUCGGGUCGCGCCUUCUCGUCCAUCAAAGCCGAUCCGGCGGCGAGAGAGGGCGGCGGGGAAGACAUCUCCACUCACGCAGCCGACCGCGCAGACACGUCGCCGGGCGGCGCACUCGCGCUGCUUCACUCGCCAGCCGUGAGCGAGGCUGCCUCGGCUUGUACCGCUGAGGGUCUCAGCAUCGCGUACUACAUCGCCCAGGGGCGCCCCGCGAUGGCGUUUCAUCUUCUCUUCGCCCUGCGCGCCGCCUCCUCCUCGCCGACGGACCCCGCCGCAGCCUCGCUGACGGUCGCCGAGGCCCUGUCGCGCUGGGCGCAGCGGGCCGCGGACUCAGUGAGUCUGAAUCUGUCUGAAGAGGAGCAGGAGCUGCUCCACGACGUCGCGCUCACAGUCGCGCUGCACAACAUGUUGAACGACGGUGUGGUCGCCGCCGCCCUCUGCUUCCUUGAACUCUGCGGCCUCGAGACCGAGCGCGUGCGAGUCGACGCGCUCUCCGCCAGGCAAAUCUACCUCCACCGCAAGGGGCUCCAGGCGCAGGCUUCGGCUUAUACUAGCAGAACUCCCCGACCCCGGAGACCGCGGAAAGAAAAGAAGGGCGCGAGCGCAAGACGAGCUGCAGAGGAGACGCAGCGAGGCACCGCAGAGACGAAGGCAGACGGUGCGGAGGGAGAGAAGGAGGCAGGCGCGAACGAAGGCGAGCGCGCGCGGGACAGCCGCCGCGAGGACGGCGACGGGCACCACGCCACGGCGAAGACAGACGAGGGAGACCAAUCAGAGACAGCCAGCCGCAGUGAAGGGGUGGGGGGACGCGAGAAGAGUGAAGAGAGCAGCGACGCGGAGGACGCGACGACUGAGGUUGAAGAGGACGACGAAGACGAGAGCGAAGCAGACGCGGUACCAGACGUCGAGGCAGCAAGAGUCAUUGAUCUCUUUCUCUCAUUCCCAAAACCGAAAAAACGCGUUGCAACGACAACGGCCCUCGAGGAGGGUGACGCGGCUCUCAAGGCGGGCAACUCAGGCACCGAGAGCGGAGCUGACGGGGCGCGAGGGCGCGGCGCGGACGCGCGAGCCGCACGAAGCGAGGGCGCAGAGAAAAGGAAGAAGGCUGAGAAAGACGAGGCGGACGAAGAAGAAAGCUCUGCGGGAAUUUCGUCGCCUCACCUGCUUGCGGCACUCAGAAUGCUCGAGGAGGCAACCUGGUCACUCGACCCGAACCUCGCGACGACGCAGGCCGCCGCAGCGACGCCGCUCAGUCUCGACUCGCCCUGGCACCUCGUCGGCCUCUUCUGCAGAGUUCAUCAACUCCCUCGGUCGCUGACGCUGCUCCACGAGUUAGCGCGGAACGACGACUGGUUGCUGUUUCUCCAUGAAGGAGACCUGCAGCAGUGUCCUCCCCAGACAAUGACCAACAUCAUCGACGGGUACUUCCGGGAGGCGCCUUUGCGCCACCACCUGCGGAUUGUCGUGCGCAGCGUGGAGCGCCCGACUGCGCCUUCCACCGCCCGGUUUUGGCGUCUGUCUCGCGUGCCUGCAAGUGCGUUGCUGUCUGACCUCGAGGAAGACCGCGACGCUGGCGCAGGCGCUCUCCUCGGCCUGCCGCUGGCGGCAUCCGCUCCCGCGCCCGGCUCUGCUGCGUCGCCCGCCGCGCCCGAGGCGCCUCUCUCUCUGGAGGAAACCCGUCCGGCGCCGGCGUUCGAGGGACAGGCGCAGGAGAGGCAGGAGGGGGGCCUCGCGGGCCGCCCCGGCGAAGCCCCGAGCGACCCGCGGGCGGGCAAGGCGCGAAGCGCCGGUACGAGCCCCACGGGCCUCCACGGCGCAACCUUGCGGCUGACGGAGACAGGCGAGGAGACAGAGGGGCCCCGCGACGCCGCCGCGAGUCUCGAGCUGGCGAACGGCGCCGACGUCAUGUCGGUUCUACUCAAGUCGCGCGUGAGCGCCCGCGGCGCGUCGUCCGCGUCUCCUGCGCCAGGGUUCGCCGAGUCUCCGGCGCCUGCGCUGGGGUCUCCGCCGGUCUCCUCGCUCGCGCUCGACUUCGCGCCGGCGGCAGGCGUCGGGCAGCAGCUGCUGCUGCAUGCGCUGAAGGUCUGCAGCCCGCGGCUCUCGGUCUACGCCGCGUGCUUCGCCGACGCAGACGCGCACGCGUGCCUCAACGCCUGGCUCUACAUGCAGACGCGGCUGCUGCUCCUACUGGCCGCCUACCGCGCGCAGCGCGCCCGCGAGCGCCUCCCACUCAGCGACGCACAGGAGGCGGAGGCAGAAGAGGAGGAGGAGGCGGGCGCUUUCGGCGGAAGCGCCAAGCGACGAGGCGCAGACGAGGAAGACGCGCGCGUACUGCUCCCCCGCGGCGCCGCGCGCCGCACUCAGGCGCGAGAGGGACGAAGACUGCCGUCGACGCUCGAGGGCCUCGAGGGCCUAGGGGACGUCCCCACCGGCCCGAACGGCGAGCGCCAGUCGAGUCUCCUCGAGCUCACUCUGCUUGGACUGUACCAAAUGGAGACUCUUGAGGCGCGCAGCGGGCGCGAGGCGAGGCGCGGCCGCGAAAACAGAGGAAAGAGACGGGGAGGGGGCGGAGCCUCCCAGACCCUCGCCAGGGGCGGGGGACGGGGGGACAGGGAAGGCCCGGAGCCCUCCGCUGGCCAGGCGGAGCCCGACAGAGGCCCCCGGAGGACGGCGCUCGCGGCUUCGAGUGGGAAAAGGGAUCUGUUUCAGGUCGUUGCGGCGGACAGAGCCGCCACAGGGUUCGCACUGGGGGUCGAGACAGACAGGGAAGGCCUCGUCGCCCCCGCCUUCUUUCCGACCGCGCCGGCUGGCCACGAAGAAGACCUCCUCCUUUGGCUGCGCGACCCCCGGCACGCAGGAGAUCUCGUCUUGUGGCUGUGCGAAACCGGGCUCUGCUCGCUGGUUAUCCGCGCGUUUCGACUGUUUGACGAGCGUGCCGUCGUCCUUGACGUGCUUCUCUUCUUCAGGGCCUUCCUCCAGUGUCGAUUCGACGCCUCGGAGCGCCUCCUCCGUCGCUUCGUGCGGCGCCGCGACGCGCUGCUGGCCAAGGGCGGCGCAGACGCGGAGAGCAAGGCCGAGUUGGAGAGCAAAAACAAAAGAAAGCGAAGAAGUGGAGACUCGAGAGAAAGCGACGAGACGCGGAGUAGAGACGAGAAAAGAGAAGUUGACGAACUUCGCGACAGGCAAGCCGGUCUGCCGCUCGUGCCUCAUGGACUUCGACUCGCCGAUGCGCUUAUUCACUUCCUCCUGAACAAGCAUCCGCUCUUCAGGCGGCAGCUGUUGGCGCAGCUUCACGAGGCUGCGUACUGUUCCUCGCUCUCUCUCCUGUUCCAUGCCUAUGUACUGCUUGAGGAGCAUCGCCUGCCCGCGCCUCUCGACUUCCGCAGCGACUGUGGCGAGCUGCUGGAUGCGCUGAUUUCUUGCCAUAAAUACGCUGACGCCCGCCGAUGGAGGCGCCUCACAGGUCUGCGCCCGAGUUUGGAUAUUUUCAUAACUGUUCACGAAGUCACGCAUCUCCUCGCGUCUUUCAAGGAGGGAGGCUGCUGGGCUGACGGCCGCGAGCGCCUCAAGACCUGGAUAAGAAGCUAUGAGCUCUUCAAACUCCACGGGUUCCCCGGGGCCCUCGCGGCGCUGUUCCUUUUGGAUGUCGCCGCCAAGCUGGAGCAGGAGCUGUUCGCCAGAGACCAAGCCAUGCUGCUGGCCAUGGCGCUGCAGCUGCUUCUGAGCGCCGCGGCGUCGCCCAGUUCGCCUGCGUCGGGUGCUGCCGACGCAGGCCUCUGUUCGCGGGAGGCGUUGGUCUUUUACCUCAGUCGCUGCGUUUUCUCUGCGCGAGAGCUCGACGCGGGCAUGGAGGGCCGAAGGCAAGCGUCGCCUCUCCAAGCCGGCGCCGCCUCGGAGCGCGAUCCGAGCAGCGAGCAAGGCGGAGUGGAUUGUCCGCCUUCUGCUCCCUUUUCUGCUCCAUUUCCCGCGUUUUUUUCUUCUUCUCUCCCUUCGUCUUCCCUGCUGUCGUCGUGCCUCGCGUCGUCGUUUGCGGCGCCGCCUGCGAGCGCCUCUUCCCCCGCGGCUGCCGGCGCGGAGUCUCAGUCCGCCACUUUGCUCUCGUGUCUGCCACUGCAGCCGUGGGAGCUGGCGUGCGUGUUCAAGACUCACAGUCGCGGGCGCCGACGCGUCGCUUCCUUCUGGCGCUCCAAAGUCGCUGGGGGGGGCGAGGACCGAGCGGACGAGGGGCUCGAGGAGACACUCGUCGGGCCACAGGGACGCCCGGGAGACGCCCGCGGAGAUAGUGAUGGCGAGAGCGAUGGCAAGGAAGCGGAGGCUGUCUGGGAGUCUGCGGCAGUGGUGUCUCUCCCUCUCCUUCAGGACAUUGCGUCGCGUUUGUUGCUGCUGCUGGCCGCGCAGUCCAUCGCGGCGGCAGAGGCAGCCGUGACGCCGUUUAUCAGGCCUCUCGAACAGGCGAGCGAGCAAGCGAGCUCGGACGGGCUGCGUCGCCCCUUAGCAGACCAGGACGCUGCGUUAAACUCGCUCGCUUUCCAUCAUCCCCUCGCCUUCGAUAGCUACGACGACCUCCGCGAGAGAGUCGAGGCGCUACUGCCAGCGCAUCUGCCGGCGCUGCCCUUCCGCAUCGAGGCCGCUCUCUGUGCGGGCGCGUCUUCGCCCACCCCUUCCCCCGCCUCUGCUGAAGCUCUCGCAGAUGGUGACAGGCCCGUGCCGUGCGUGUGGGGAGCCUCGUGUGCAACGCUUCUCCUCGGCUCGUCGCGCUUCUUCUCUUCGCCCGCCGCGGCCGCAGCUGCGUGCAUGCCCCCCCCAGACGGUUCCUUCUCCUCCUUGCCGCCUCCGUGGGCGGCGCCGUUCGCUGCGGCGCCUGCGGUCGCCGCCUGCUCGUCGCGCGGGUUUUUCGAGACCGCGACGCUGCUUAGGUUCCUGCAGCGGGCAUCGUCGAAUCUGAUCAACUCCAACCGCGUGCUGGCUGCCAAGUGCCUUGUCGCGCGCUUCUCACCCUGCAUCUCGCGAAGGCUCCAGCGCGGAGAGGAGGAGAAAGGAGAGCGACUGAGCAGAUGCGAGCGCGAUGGCGCCGAAGAGAGAGGGCAGUACGGCAGAAGUGGAGGCAUGUCGCGCAACGCGGUGAGCGCCAGAUGGCCGACAAAAGAUCGCAACGACGGCGAGACUGGCGGGGGAAUAGGAAGAGAGAAGCGAAGAGGCAGUCAAGACGCUCUGCGGAAGGGGAAGGGCGACGGGCGCGACAGCCGAAGUCCCACGAGCCGAUCGAAGACGCGGAGAGAGAGUGGAGGGCCUUCUCAAGAGGGAAGCCGAAAAGACUCCAACGAGAGCCCCGGGGACGAAGCCGAGAGGCGCGAAGAGCCAGAGAGCGAGCGGGACAAACCCGCGGUCGACGGAGGAGGCGCUGUCGACGAUCUGCAGGCGCAGCUGCAGCUGCUUGCAGACGACGUCGCGCUCGCGGAGUUGCUUCUGCGCGCAGUCAAAGUCUUCAGUCUCGAGCUGGCGGAGUCACGACGCCCCGCUGAGGGCCUCAGCCUCCCCAGCGGCGAGGGCGCGGAGCGCCUGCUGGCUAAUAGGGAGCUCGACGCCGACGCGCGAGAGAACCUGGAGGGUGGAGAAGCGGCGAACGAGGCUGGAGCGGCGGAGCACGCGGAGGAGCUGCGCGCGCUCAAAGAAGCCAUCGCGGGUGCUGCGUGCUUCUCGCACCGCUGGCGAGAGGAGCUGCCGGCUCUUCUGCCGCAUCAGCUGGAGCUCUUUGAGCUUUUGAUGGAAGAAGAAGCUCAUCCGGCGGGUGGCGCCGCGCUCUCUCAGGCGGCCGCUGCAGCAGAGGCAGGCCCCUCUGCUUCCAAGGCCUCCACGUCGGUUUCCUGGUGCUCGUCCCUCGCCGCGUCGUUGCCUUCUGGACGUCGGCGCGAGUGUCUGGGGCUUCUUGAGCAGUUGCUGCGGCGCUGCAGCGCGGCGACUCUCCCGUUUUCCACGCGGCUGCUGGUGUGUCUGGCGGUCGCACGCCUGCUGCGCUGGCCGCUCGCCGCAGUCGUCAAGCAGAAUCAGGAGUCGCCGGCGGCGCUGCUGCUCGCCCUUCUCCAGCGUGUGGGCGUUCCGACUGCCCCGAAGCCGCGGCUCGCCCUCUGUCGCCACUACCUAGAUGUCUCUGCGCAGAGCCUGUCCUCCCAGGCGGUCGCGCAGGCCGUGGUCUGCGCCUUCGUCGCCCACCAGCAGCAGGAGUUCCGCGAGAGCUCGCGGCGCCUACCCGCGCCAGACGAGGAAGACAAAGAGCAGGAGGAAGUCGAGGAGUGCGCGGGCGACGAUAGCGAAGACCUGGACGAAGAGGAAGUGGCGAUCGAGUGGUUCGAAUGGCCCCUGAGUCUGCUGCAUCAGUUCCUCGCUGUCGGCGGCAGCGGCAAGGGCGUCGGCGACGAAGCCCUCCGCGUGCUGCGCCGGCAAGUCACGCUGUGGCGCUGCUGGAACGACGGAGGCUGCAGUGACGGCGAAGAAGACACUCGAGCGGAGGACGACGCCUGCGCUCACGCGAGCGACUGGACCGCGGCGCGUCUGCCUUCGCAGCCGCUGCCGCUGGAGUGCGAAGUCGAACUGGCGAUUCUCGCCUAUUCCGCAUUCGCCAGCAGCAGCGCCUUCGCAGGCGUCGCCGAGCUCCUCAAGCUCCUCGACGGGAGGCUGGACGUCUACGUCGACUCGGGGCGCUUCUACCUGCUCUGCCGACUCCUCACCGCCGUCCCGGCCUUCCAGGGCCUCGAGCGCGCCCUCGAGUAA
Messenger RNA from Besnoitia besnoiti, 22704 nucleotides. RefSeq lists its product as uncharacterized. The record is from RefSeq and is a predicted model, not a curated record. The coding region runs from base 1 to 22704 and encodes 7567 amino acids. The transcript is spliced from 20 exons. Gene Ontology annotation, cellular component: cytoplasm. NCBI's taxonomy places the organism in Eukaryota, Apicomplexa, Conoidasida, Eucoccidiorida, Sarcocystidae.